AUGAGUUCGCCGGCCCUGCCGCUGCUCCACAGACAGUACCCGAAUGCCCAGCGGCAAUUUCUGUAUACCCCGAACUACCUGCCGCAGCAUCUACCAGCGGCUCCUCCAUCUUCGUCAUCGUCGCCGUCGUCAUUGUCAGCACCAGCAGUAGCACCUCCAAUGCGACCUUUAUCGGCGCAGCUUGCCCAACCAGGAAGACCGAUGCAGACUGCAUACCCGACAUACUACGUUGUCACCCCGGCUGCCGCCCCAUCCAUACCCAUGCCCGGUGCCUCGCCCGUGACGGCAUACCAGUUCCCGCAGGGUAUGCAGCAGGAAAACGUACCGAUACCCCAGACCACGCAUACAAACACAAACCCAAAUACCCAUCGAGGCCCCGGCUACUUUUACCCGCCACAAAUGCAUAGCUACUUGCCUCCGCCCAACCCUCUCCCUCCCGUCUUGCCCCUACACCAUGCAUACAGCCAGCCCAUCCAUCCGCACGUUCCACCCCCGUUCCAGCCAAGAAUGGCCCCGGUACAUCUACAGCUACAACGACGUCCACACUCCGACCCGUUUAUAAAAUCCUCUUCGCAUUCGCAGAUGUUUCAGGAGCAGCCACCAAAGGCGAACUCCUUUGCUUCCCCACUGGUAGGACCUGGUGCACAACAGAUGCCAUUGCAGCCGCAGCUGAUGCAUAGGGGAGGGUCCAGCGGAGAAAUGCCGUUACCGCUGCAAAGCACGGCAACUGGGGGCAGAGAUGGGUCCAGAGAGAACAAGUCGAGCAGUGCAGGGAGCACAGGCGGGUCUAGAAUGGACGACAUCAGAUGGGCGCCAAAGAAAACGUCGAAAUCAUGGAGCAAGAGAGAGGACAAGCUCCUGCUGUCAUUGAAGGAGAUCGACCGACUGAACUGGUGCCAGAUAGCAAGCCACUUCUCCGACCGCACAACCAACGGGUGCCAGUUCCGAUGGCGGCGAUUGAUGAGCAAGGGAAAGGCUGGCCGCGGAGGGAAGGGACCGCAGCACGAGGAGCACGAGGAGCCCGAGGAGCACGGUGUGGACAAAAACGUGAAGGAAUAA
Molecule: messenger RNA, 1059 nt
Organism: Pichia membranifaciens NRRL Y-2026
Lineage: Eukaryota; Fungi; Ascomycota; Pichiomycetes; Pichiales; Pichiaceae
Exons: 1
Coding region: 1-1059 (352 amino acids)
Source: RefSeq, a predicted model, not a curated record